AUGCCUGAACGAUUCGCCACCCACAGCGACGCAGAGAACGAGAGAAAUUCUUCAGAUGAGGAGGACGAGUUGGGUCCUGUCAACGGCAAGUGGCCUUUUGGUGGCGUCGGCAGGUCGUUCGACGUACCAGUUCCGUCGGGGGCUACGUGCAUGAAGAUCAACAAAGUUCUGGCUCAGGCAGAGGCAAACGCGGGCGAAUACACGUUCGGUGGGGUGGCAGAAGCGUUGCCAGCGCUGCCAGGACUCGUCGUGGAGGACGUGGGGCAAAUUUCAGUGCCUCUAACAGAAUCAUGCGCGAAGAAGCUGAUCGACAAGUGCGAGAAAUCCUGCUAUGGCCACAACUUCGACACCAAGAUGGACGAAAACGUCCGCAAGAGCUGGCAGGUCGAACCCGAGCGUGUGCAGAACUCGGUCCCGAUGCAGUGUUCGCUGUACAAGAUGCUGGUGUAUGGGGAAGGAGGCCACUUUGUAAAGCACCAGGAUACGGAGAAAGAGGACGGCAUGGUGGCGACGCUCGUGAUCCAGCUCCCCAGUACGCACGAAGGCGGAGAUUUGGUCAUUUAUCGAGGUGGUGAGCCCAAGUACCGUCACGAUUUCGGCAAGAAAGACGGCUCGGCUGCCUUCCUGCCGCACUAUGCGGUGCAUUACGCAGACGCGGAUCAUUCCCUGGAAGAGGUGACGAAGGGAUAUCGACUGGCUUUGGUGUAUUCGCUGUGCUUGCCGCUGUCGAUGCGUCACCUCAAGCGAGAUCAUGAACAGCUUCUGAGUGAGGAACUGGCUGAUGCUCUUAGUACCAUUGGACCUGAAGCGGAAUCGUUUGCGCUGUUGUUAGUGCACGAGUACACGGAGAAGAGCAUCGGAGACUUGGGCUCAGGAGCGCUGAAGGGCAUCGAUCGGGCGAGGUUUGUUGCGCUCGAGGAGUCGAAUGCUAUCGAGUAUUUCGGCCAAGAUGGCCUCGAAAUGUGCGCGUGGGAGGAAACCAGUCGCAAGCAUUCCAUCACUUGGUUCUCCACCUCUGGCCAAUGCUUUGGCGUCAAGAAGAAACCGACGAUUAAGAUAAACUUCCUGAAUCCGGGCCACGAAACAUUUUACGCGCUGUGGCGGCCGCACGGCAGCAGCGAAGAGCACGGAUACAUGGGAAACCACGGACCAAGCAAGAACACGAUGUAUUACCGAUACGCGGUCGUGGCGUGGCCGGCCGCUCAAGACGUAAGGAAUGCGCUGCAGUUUAUCAAUACUGAAGCUGCCGUUAAUGCUCUGAAAACGCAGAAGCCGAUUGAUGCUGGGGCGCUUGGCGAGAUUAUGAGCAAGAUCCAGGCAAAGUUGGAGAAGAAGAAAUACAGGCCCAAACCCAUAUCGACCGAGUUUUGCCAAGCGAUAUGCGAAGUUCUGGUGACUGCCGGUGACGUGGCAGUUGUGAGCAAGUUCUUCCGCAAGAGCUUCAACAAGCUCUGCGCCCGACUGCAAGAUUGCAAGACUGUGAUCCCUGUCCUCGUUUCGAUGUUGCGCUCGUUGAACUGGAAUGAUGUUGGAGCUGCAGUUCUGGAAUCGUUAGGCCAGAUGCACCGUCCAACCAGUGUGGCAAUUAGUGUGUUCGUCGCUAAUGGGUUGGAUGAUGGAGAAGCCAAGACGGCGUUGAUGCAGUUUGCGAUGGAGAAGGCAGUGCAAUUGAGCAAUGGACUCGCGUCGUGUUCGGCCAGGUGUGCCGAGAUACUGUGGAAGUGGGCAUUCUGCUUGGACGACACGGACGCAUUGAAUACCUUCGCGGACAAGAUGAUGAAGCUACAGCCAACUUCGGUUGAUGUAGCGACUCAAGCGUUGGUACAGUGCUCGCAGGAGAUGGCCGCGAAAGGAGACAGACCUGCCGCUUUGAAAGCUAUUGCGGAUAAUUGGGUUUCGUGGUUGAAAGCCCAAAUUCAGGAUCUUGAGAAACCUUUUUCGUGGGAAAUGCCCGACGCAAAAUUUCCGGGCAACGCCCAGCAAGGAGAAGCGUCGUACAUGAUGGCAGCCUCGGAGGAGGAUGGUACGGCAUUUGUGACCAUCACGAAGACGAAAGCGUGGUUUUCUGCGCGCCAGAAGAAACUAUCGCAGUACAUGACGGAGCUCAAUGUUUUGACCACGCACUUCGGUCAAGCUGAUGAAGCGGACGAAAUGCGUGAUAUCUAG
Phytophthora sojae is the source of this 2166-nucleotide messenger RNA. RefSeq lists its product as hypothetical. Lineage: Eukaryota; Oomycota; Peronosporomycetes; Peronosporales; Peronosporaceae. The record is from RefSeq and is a predicted model, not a curated record. The coding region runs from base 1 to 2166 and encodes 721 amino acids. The transcript is spliced from 4 exons.